This is a messenger RNA of Morus notabilis, 748 nucleotides long. RefSeq lists its product as uncharacterized. The transcript is spliced from 3 exons. Bases 1 to 624 code for a protein of 207 amino acids. The record is from RefSeq and is a predicted model, not a curated record. Lineage: Eukaryota; Viridiplantae; Streptophyta; Magnoliopsida; Rosales; Moraceae.
AUGGCCCAACAGGACGAAGGGUGGCCAUUGGGACUGAGACCACUGAAUGCAAGGCUUGGAUUGAUGAGAAGUCUGGAUUUCUCUGUUGGAUCAGUUUCCUUCAACACUUUGCUUACUGCUUCUCCUACUAACUCCUCAACCAUCUCUUCAUCAGAUCUUGAUACUCAGUCCACUGGGUCUUUGUUCCAAGACAGGAGCAAAACACUUGGCAGCCUCAUAGGGGUUUCAAGCAUUAUGGAAUUAUCAAGAAAAUCCUCAAGAAAAACACCAUCAUCAUCAUCAGAGAAGUGCUUGAGAGAUGAUGAGAAAAAGAGUUUUAAGUUGUUCUCUCUCUGCUCAAACUUGACCACUGAUGCUGUAACUUCAGCCACCACCAAAUCCAAUAGUAAUACUCCAUCUCUUGCCCACUUUCUUGAGGCAGAGAGAAGAAGAAGAGCCACUACAAAUACAAGCAGAAGGAAUCAAUAUGGGCCCACCACUGAUUACUCUUCUUGUGUUGAUUAUAAUCUGACAUUUUCAGAGUCAAAUUCACUGUUUAUCAAUGGUCUAGUUGCUCCUCAUCAAUCACCUGCUGCUUCUGGCCGCCCUGGGGUUGCAAAUAAUAAUAGAAUUUUUCGAAGAUGAUGGGAAUGGUUUUUUACUGUUUCCAUGUUUGUGUGGUCAACUCAUUAAGUGAUGGUAUGAAACAACUUCAAAUUUUGGAACACCACACUUGUAUUUGGGUGUCUGUGGCCAAUUCAGAUUCCAA